AUGGACUUUGGGUCCCUGGAGACCGUGGUGGCGAACUCGGCCUUCAUCGCUGCCCGGGGCAGCUUCGAUGGGAGCAGCAGCCCAUCGUGCCGGGACAGGAAGUACCUGGCCAAGCUCAAGCUGCCCCCGCUGUCCAAGUGCGAGGGCCUCCGGGAGAGCCUGGACCUGGCCUUCCCCAGCGUGUGCUGCGAGCAGCCCAUCGGCAAGCGGCUCUUCCAGCAGUUCCUGGAGGCCGACGAGCGGCACGCGCCGGCUCUGGAGCUCUGGAGGGACAUCGAGGACUCUGACACCGCCGCCGCCGAGCUCCGGCCGCAGAAGGCCGGCGCCAUCCUGGCCGCCUACCUGGACCCCCAGGCCAAGCUCUUCUGCGGCUUCCUGGACCAGGCGGUGGCGGCGCAGGCCCGGGCGGGGCUGGCGGCCGGCGGGGACGGGCCCUUCCAGACCCUGCUGGAGGCCACCCUGGCGCACCUGAGCCAGGCGCCCUUCCAGGAGUUCCUGGGCAGCCUGCACUUCCAGAGGUUCCUGCAGUGGAAGUGGCUGGAGGCCCAGCCCGCGGGGGAGGACUGGUUCCUGGACUUCCGGGUCCUGGGGCGUGGCGGCUUCGGCGAGGUGUCCGCCUGCCAGAUGAAGGCCACCGGCAAGCUGUACGCGUGUAAGAAGCUCAACAAGAAGAGACUCAAGAAAAGAAAGGGGUACCAGGGUGCUAUGGUGGAGAAGAAGAUUCUAGCAAAGGUACACAGCAGGUUUAUAGUCUCUCUGGCCUAUGCAUUUGAAACCAAAACUGACCUCUGUAUGGUGAUGACUCUCAUGAAUGGAGGUGACAUCAGAUACCACAUCUACAGCGUGAACCAGGAGAACCCUGGCUUUCAGGAGCCUCGUGCUGUCUUCUACACGGCCCAGAUCCUCAGCGGCCUGGAGCACCUGCAUCAGAAGGCCAUCGUCUACCGGGACCUCAAGCCUGAGAACGUGCUUCUGGACGACGCUGGGAAUAUCCGAAUUUCUGACCUUGGGCUGGCCGUGGAGCUGAAGGACGGGCAGACCAAGACCAAGGGCUAUGCGGGAACCCCAGGUUUCAUGGCCCCCGAGCUCUUGCGGGGGGAGGAGUACGACUUCUCUGUGGAUUACUUUGCCCUGGGGGUCACGCUGUACGAGAUGAUCGCGGCCAGAGGACCCUUCCGCGCCCGAGGAGAGAAGGUGGACAACAGGGAGCUCAAGCAGAGGGUCCUCUCCGAGCCCAUCGAGUACCCGGACAAGUUCAGCCAGGCCAGCAAGGACUUCUGUGAGGCACUGCUGGAGAAGGACCCCGAGAAGCGCCUGGGGUUCAGAGACGGGACGUGUGACACACUCCGCACCAACCCCCUCUUUAAGGACAUUAACUGGAGACAGCUUGAGGCCGGGAUGCUGACACCCCCCUUCAUCCCAGACUCCAGGACAGUCUAUGCCAAGAACAUCCAGGACGUGGGCGCCUUCUCCACAGUCAAGGGCGUGGUCUUCGAGAAGGCCGAUACUGAGUUCUUCCAGGAAUUCGCCACCGGCAACUGCUCCAUUCCCUGGCAGGAGGAGAUGAUCGAGACCGGUGUGUUCGCAGAGCUGAACGUCUGGCGCGCGGACGGGCAGAUGCCCGACGACAUGAAGGGGGUCGCUGCGGGGGAGGCAGCCCCCGCGUCCAAGUCGGGGAUGUGUCUGGUCUCCUAGGUGUGCAGGGAGGGGCCAGAGGGCCUCUCUGAGCCGCCAGAGAGAGCAAGGGGCGGCCAGACACCCCAGCCUGGCUCCGGGGCCCAGUCCGUAAAUAGUCCGCUGCUUCUGCCCGGUUUCACUCACAAAGACACCGCGGUGGCUCCCACAUGGAAUGUCCCACGCUGCGUAACUUGGGGCCUCGUGUGGCCGUCCAGGCAAAGUGCUGCUCAGACCAUAGGAGGCGUGGUGCUUCCUGCCCCCUAACUGCAUCUUCCCAGGCAGGAGGCCUUCUCCACGCUGGCUCAGGCGUUGGCAGAGCGUGGCCCGCGGGCUCACAGGCGUCAGCAGAGAGGCCUGGGGGCCUCCCUUCCCGCCCUGCCUCUGUUCCCCGCCCCCGGCUGCUGCCAGGGCCUGAGCUGCUCACCACCUGCGUGUUGGAUGGAGAUGCUGACGUCUGCCAAGUGCUGGGGACGCGGUCUCCCAGCCGUCAGGCCGGCCUGGGGGUGAGGGGGGCUGCAGCAGCCUCCCUUUUGGCCUCUCUGUCCUGAACACAUCUGCAACCGGCAGCGUCUGGGCGGAUAGGUGUGCGGGCCUUCUCCGUCUCCGGCCCAAGCACUUGUUACCACCCGACUCCGCCUCCUGGCAAAGCCC
Suricata suricatta (meerkat) is the source of this 2328-nucleotide messenger RNA. RefSeq names its product G protein-coupled receptor kinase 1 (gene GRK1). Gene Ontology annotation, molecular function: ATP binding; rhodopsin kinase activity. Gene Ontology annotation, cellular component: cytoplasm. The transcript has 7 exons. The record is from RefSeq and is a predicted model, not a curated record. Lineage: Eukaryota; Metazoa; Chordata; Mammalia; Carnivora; Herpestidae. Gene Ontology annotation, biological process: protein phosphorylation; regulation of opsin-mediated signaling pathway; signal transduction. The coding region runs from base 1 to 1695 and encodes 564 amino acids.